This is a messenger RNA of Antrostomus carolinensis (chuck-will's-widow), 573 nucleotides long. RefSeq names its product OTU deubiquitinase 4 (gene OTUD4). Gene Ontology annotation, molecular function: K63-linked deubiquitinase activity; cysteine-type deubiquitinase activity. The record is from RefSeq and is a predicted model, not a curated record. The transcript has 7 exons. NCBI's taxonomy places the organism in Eukaryota, Metazoa, Chordata, Aves, Caprimulgiformes, Caprimulgidae. The coding region runs from base 1 to 573 and encodes 190 amino acids. Gene Ontology annotation, biological process: negative regulation of interleukin-1-mediated signaling pathway; regulation of protein K48-linked deubiquitination; protein deubiquitination.
AUGGAUUGCUACCUGCGAUCUCAGGGCUUGUACAGAAAGAGAGUGGCCAAGGAUGGAUCUUGUCUUUUCAGGGCUGUGGCCGAGCAGGUGUUGCACUCUCAGUCUCGGCAUAUUGAUGUUAGGAUGGCUUGUGUAGACUAUCUUCGGAAAAACAGGGACAAAUUUGAAGCAUUCAUAGAGGGGCCAUUUGAAGAGUAUUUAAAAUGUUUGGAAAAUCCACAGGAGUGGGUUGGACAAGUAGAAAUAAGUGCCCUUUCUCUUAUGUACAAGAAAGAUUUCAUAAUAUACCGGGAACCAAAUGCUUCUCCUUCACAUGUAACUGAAAAUGGCUUUUCUGAUAAGGUUUUGCUGUGCUUUUCAAAUGGAAACCACUAUGAUAUUGUUUAUCCCAUAGAGUAUUCAGAAAAGGCUGCUCUGUGCCAGUCUCUGCUGUAUGAGCUGCUUUAUGAGAAAGUAUUUGAUACAGACGUAAAGAAAAUUAUAGCGGAACUUAGUGCUGUUGGUGCAACAGAGGAAAGCAAUGGUAGCAGUGAAGUAUCUGCUUCAGAUUCAGAAGAUGACAACUACAGGUAA